UGUGGGGAGAAGAUCACCCUGUGUCUCUCCAUCCUCCUCACCCUCUUCCUCCUUCUUGUUUCAGACUGUGGGGAGAAGAUCACCCUGUGUAUCUCCGUCCUCCUCUCCCUCACCGUCUUCCUGCUCCUCAUCACAGAGAUCAUCCCGUCCACCUCCCUGGUCAUCCCUCUGAUUGGAGAGUACCUCCUCUUCACCAUGAUCUUCGUCACUCUCUCCAUCGUCAUCACUGUGUUUGUCCUCAACGUCCACCACCGCUCCCCGGGGACCCAUAAGAUGCCUCGCUGGGUCCACUCUGUCUUCCUGGACCUGAUCCCCAGGUGGCUGUUCAUGAGGCGGCCGGCGCCGGACGGAAGGAGACGCAGGUUGUUGUUGCUCCAGCAGGGGGCAGCGGUGGCACAACACCAGGGACGGACUACAACCACCACGAGACCACCAGGUGAGGUGGUAAUAACAGGACCAUGAAUAAUAAGUUGGGAGACUUUAUUGUGAUUUAUAGGGCCGGUUUCCCAGGUUAAGCGUAGUCUAGGACUAAACAUCAUUCUUAAUGGUGAUUUUCUAUUGAAAGUGCUUCUUAGUCCAAGACUAGGCAGACAAUGAUAAACAUUGUGUCCGGGAAACUGGCCCUCAAUAUAUGUAUGACUGAGGCAACUUUAUGCGUAGUUUAAAUGUAUCAAGUCCAAUCAUUAAUUCCUUCAUCCAGGCCUAGACCAUCCUCCCUGCCUCAGCACCUCAGCCAGCUGGCUCCGGGAUGGAGGAGGGACCAGGGAGGACCCCCGGGGACGGACCCCAUGUUAUGAGGACCUGGAGCUGGGGGCGCUGACCUCCUACUUCUCCUUCCGUCCUCCGUCACCCAGACCCCCGGGCUCCACCCAUCCGCCCCAGCAGAACCACCCACCCCAAGGGGCAGGGCAGCCCCAGAACCGCCUGGAUGGUGGAAGUGGACGAGGAGGAGUGAAUAGAAGGAUUAACCCCACCCAGCGACUGGAGAAGAUGGAUAACUUGGUGUCAGAGUCUUUGUCUCCCAGCGUGAUACGGGCUCUGGAAGGACUGCACUACAUUGCAGAUCACCUGAGGGCAGAGGACGCUGACUUUAGUGUGAGUGUUUAUGACAUACUAUAACACAAUUAAACUGGCAGCACUAGUAACACUGAUAUUGCAGAUAGUUGAAUGUACUCAUUCUGAUAAAUGACUAAAAAGUCAAAAUGUAAAAAGAAAAGUGGUUACCGUUCAUUCAAGUCUCUCCUCUCCUCCAUCUCUCCAUCCAGGUGAAGGAAGACUGGAAGUAUGUUGCCAUGGUGAUCGACCGUAUCUUCCUGUGGAUGUUUAUUAUCGUGUGUCUGCUGGGGACCAUCGGGCUCUUCCUCCCCCCCUGGCUGGCCGGCAUGAUCUAG
Messenger RNA from Coregonus sp. 'balchen', 1391 nucleotides. The record is from the annotation of a GenBank genome assembly. Lineage: Eukaryota; Metazoa; Chordata; Actinopteri; Salmoniformes; Salmonidae.